Helobdella robusta is the source of this 3723-nucleotide messenger RNA. RefSeq lists its product as hypothetical. The coding region runs from base 1 to 3648 and encodes 1215 amino acids. Gene Ontology annotation, molecular function: protein binding. Gene Ontology annotation, cellular component: catalytic step 2 spliceosome. The transcript has 10 exons. The record is from RefSeq and is a predicted model, not a curated record. NCBI's taxonomy places the organism in Eukaryota, Metazoa, Annelida, Clitellata, Rhynchobdellida, Glossiphoniidae. Gene Ontology annotation, biological process: regulatory ncRNA-mediated post-transcriptional gene silencing; negative regulation of RNA catabolic process.
AUGUCACUUUUUCCCUGUUUUGAUGAGCUUCAGCAAAGGAAGGAAUCGGCUGUGCACAGUGACAAAAAUUCCAAUGAAAGUUGUAGCAAGACUGGUGAGGUGUGGUGUGCUACAACAAGCAACAUUGCCACUCAUCGUGAUGGUGGUCAUAAAAAUGGCGGCGGUGAUGGGGGUGGGGGUAAAAGUGGGGCUUUCAGAAAAAACAUAGAUCAUAAAAAGAAGAAAGAAAAAAAGAGGCAGAAGAUGUUGUCAGACGAUAGUAGCGAUUAUGAUGAUGAUGAUGGUGGAGACCCUCCUAACAAAAGGCACAAAAACUCAAAAAUAGCUGGUGGAAUGAAUGAAUCUCAAAGCAAAUCAUCUUCACUAGAUAGAUUACCCAUCUCAUUAUCACCAAUACCAUCAUCAUCGUCGUCGUCAUCAAAACCAGCUUUGUCAUCGGAACGACAGUCGUCACAACUAACCGAUGAUGAGCAUGAAUUUUUCAUUGAUGUGAAGCCUGACCGAGAGAACACGUUAUAUGAGGGCAACUACAGGGUGCCUACGUACAAGAACAUCUUCAACCUGCAUGAUCACCAUACAUCACCGUCAACCAACAACAAUAGCAAAUCAGAAACCAAUGAAAGAUAUUUUUCAGUGGCUCGUCAACUGAAGCAGUUGAACAUUUCAAAGGGUCUUGAUGCAGUUGUUUUGCCACCAUCUUCAUCAACAUCAACAUCAUCUCCAUCAUCUACAAUUAAAAUGGAGCUGGCUCACAAACAUGAUUCUGCCGGCGCUACCAGCACCACUAACAUCAACACCAACAACCACAGCGCAGAUGACGCCACAAUAGAACUUCAGACUAGAUCAUUCAAUGAAAAGUUGAGGAAGGACCCUAGAAAUUCACAACUCUGGAUUGAGUUUGUUCAUUUUCAGGACAAGAAAUUCAUGCACGAUAUGAAUCUGUCAACGUUGAAUGCACGCUCCAACAACGACCUUCAACUUUUGAGUGACAUCAAGCUAUCCAUCUUAGACGAGGCCAUCAAAUAUCAUCCGCACCAUCACAAACUCAUCUUACUUAGACAGCAAAUAAGAGAGUCAGCAUGGUCGAAAGAGGAUGUGAUAUCAAGUUGGAACCAACUCAUUAAUACUCAUGAGAGAGAUGCUAAACUGUGGAGCAGUUACAUAAGAUACAUGAAGAGCAAAAUGAAGAGCUUUGACGAAGUGCUCGAUGCUUACAAGAAGUGUUUCACUCAUUUAAAACAUACUGGACAAGUUACUCAACUAAUUAAUCUGCUGAGAGAAGCCUCCAACUUCAUCAUGCAAGCUGGCCAAUCGGAAUUAAGUAUUUCCGUGUACCAACUCUUGAUUGAUAUGAAUCUGACUGCGCCCAAAUCGAUAAAGUCUCUCUCGUUGGAUGACCAAUUGGACUUCCUUAAUGCCUAUUGGUCGGCAGGCGCUGCCAGGUUAGGAGAACCACACUGGGUUGGUUGGGGCGUAUGGGUGGACAAAAGAGGAGAAGUACAGCAGCAGCAACAGAUCGGCAUUCAUGGGAAAAGUGAGGAAGAAGUUGAACUAGAAAUUUUAUCAGCUAACCAGAAUAAUCGACCAACAUGUUGGAGCCAAUUAGAAUUAAGUAGGUCACGGCGUCAUUGGUUUCCGUGGAGACCAACCAAUGACGAAGACGAGUGUGAAGAUGAUGAAAGGAUGGUAACUUUUGAUGAUCUGACCCAAUUUCUAUUCAAGAUUAAAACGAAUAAAAGAAACGACGAUGGUGAUGACGGAGUUGGCGGUGAGAGUCAUGAGGAGAAUGAUGAUGAUUACAACAUGUUCAUAUUGUUCAUCGACUUUCUCAAUAUGAUGAUGAAACGUUCUGGCAGAUAUGAUGGUGAUGAGGCUGAGUGCAACGAUGAAUGUGACGAAGAUGAUGAUGAUGCUGCUGCUGCCGAUGAUGACUAUUUGAAGAACAUACUUUUAAGUGGUGACGUGAUAAAGAGACACAACCAUUUAACAAAGCUCAACUUUAAAUUGGAUCGUGAGAGUGAUAAUGAUGAAGAUGUUGAUGAUGAUAACAAUGCUGAGGGUGGUUACAAUGGUGAGGGCUUUGAAAAUGUUGACGAUAUGAUUGAAAACCUCAUGCUUCUGGGAACGAAACAGUUUAAAAAUGAAUUUAAACGAAUAUUCUUGCACAAGUAUGUCUAUUACAAAUUCAACUCACUGAAGAUCAGAGGCACAGCUGAAAAGGAUUGCAGAAAGUUCUUUAAAAGUCUGUUGAAGGAAAAUUCAGAUGAUGUCUUAUUGUGGAUGAAGUACGCAAGUUUUGAAUAUUCAUGUGGCAAUGUAGAGCUGGCAUGGAAAGUCAUCAGCACAACACGGGCUAGUAAUUAUAAUAAUUCAUGCAAAAUUGUACUUGAAAGAUACAACUUUGAUUUUAUUAGUGGAUAUAUGGAAGAGUCUGCUCCUAAAUAUAAGGUUGGUUCGAGUGGUGUGAAAACCAGGCCAGGUGUGAAUACAAAUUUGAAAGCUGCUGAUGUCAACGCUGAGAAGGUUGUUGAAAGUUUAAGUUGGGUGCUGGCAACAUCGACGUCGACAGGCAUCAACAGCACGUUGUCUGAUUCACUUGCAACGCUCACAAAAUCUGAUGAAAAAUUGUGCAACAACAUCAGCAGAACUUCAUCAACAUUGUUGAACAUUGUUGAAGAUGCCAUCGUCAACAUGAAUGUUAAUGCCAAUAGAAAUAAUAAUAGUAAUAAUAAAAUUCACCUGUCUUCGUACUGCCUCCACCAUCUAGGACACGACCUCCUCCAUCUUGUCCACCUGCUCGUUCGAUUCAUCGCCAUAACUGCCGACAUCCAAGUUGCCGUUCAAAUCCAUGAUCGCGUUCUUGAUUUUCUACUCCACCAGACUCCUGCUAAUACUGCUACUAAUGAUUCUAACAACAACAGCAGAACUACCAACGACCGAGGAAAUGAUUCCAACAGCAAGAAGAAAAUUAGUUCAUAUGACAACAUGCUUCAGAAAUUCAAGUCCAGUCUUGCCCGCUACAUGAUUUAUGAUCUUUGGGAACUCAUAAAUUUUUACCUCAGUAACCACUUUUUGCAACAGACGCUACUCAUCGCCACGGCAACCAAACAUUUGAAAUUAUUUCCAAAGAGUCUGAAUAUAAUCCGCAAUUACAUGAUGCAUAGAAACGAAAAUAAUGUGAUGGCGUGCAUUAAUGAUGGCCUGGAUAUUUCUGAUUUGUUGUACGGAGGACGACCACUGCUCGCCCUCCGUGUGGCUUACCUGGCCUCGCUGUUCAGUCUCUAUUGCAGAAAUAAUGGCAGGAAAUCAGCAGAGAAUCGAAUGAUUAAUUUCAUGACCUUUUGUAUGAACGAUGAACAAACAGCCAAGUCCUCGAUGCUCUGGUAUCUUUGCUUCUUAAUCCAGGCCAGUGUGAGCAAAGGCAAAAUGAUUGACAUCUUCUACAGAGCCACUGAGCACCAUCCAUUCCUGAAGAAGCUCUACAUGUUGGCGAUCCGGUACAUCCCUGAAAAGUUCGUCACCAUAGCAACUCUUAUGGCCAAUAAGAAGAUCCGAGUGAGAACGUACACGGAGGAAGUUGAUUUGCUGAUGAAGUGCUUUCAAAUCGUGUCAGCCAGCAAACAAAUGAACGCUGGUGACGAUAAUUAAGAAUGAUUUGAAACUUUUCUUUCAGCUGGUGCAGGCAGCUUUCUGUCAACGAAAAAAAGUCCCAACUUUUUUGGA